Ziziphus jujuba (common jujube) is the source of this 1375-nucleotide messenger RNA. Its product is annotated as protein TONNEAU 1a-like. Gene Ontology annotation, molecular function: protein binding. Lineage: Eukaryota; Viridiplantae; Streptophyta; Magnoliopsida; Rosales; Rhamnaceae. The coding region runs from base 235 to 1044 and encodes 269 amino acids. The record is from RefSeq and is a predicted model, not a curated record. The transcript has 8 exons.
UCUCUCUCUCUCUCUCUCUCUAACCAAGCGUUAAUUUUCGUCUUCUUUCUCUUUCUCUCUCUCUCUCCCUCUCUGACGCCCCAACCCCCCACCUGAAGGCUGAACCAAAAGCAUCCCAACAAAAUUUCAAAAAAUAAAAAAUCAAAACCCAAACACACGCUCUGAGAGGGAAAGAGAGAGGCAAGCUGUGUUCUGAAGCGCACUCAAAAAGCUCUGUGAAGAAAACCAAAAACCAUGGACGAUUACACGAGGGAGAUGAUGGACCUCAAGACCCUAGUCACUCGGACCCUCGAGAAGAAAGGCGUUCUUGCCAAGAUCCGGGCUGAGCUUAGAGCAAGUGUAUUUGAGGCAAUUGAAGAGGAAGAUCGAGUUAUUGAGAAGGACGAAGGUUUACCUCCUGCAUUACUUGGUAGCUGCAAUGAGCGUGCCAAACAACUCCAUGCUUCUCCUUCAGGGAGGCUUAUUACUGCAUUAAUUUGUGAAUAUCUAGACUGGGCUCAGCUGAACCACACGCUAAAGGUUUAUUUGCCGGAGUGUAAUUUGUUUGCUGAAUUUCAGCAAAAGGAUUCAUGGAAAACUGAGUUGAAAGAAUUCAGCAGCAAAAAUGGAUAUGACCUUAAUAGAAAUGGUGAUAGUGGUCCUUUGCUAUUGGAUGUCCUUGAAGGUUUCUUGAAAUUUGAGAACCUGUCCCAAACUAGGGGUACUGGAAGGAGGCUAACCAGUGCAGAGACGGAGUCCUUAUCCAAUCUAGAGUCUCGGAACACUCGAAGACCUUCUUCAUCAUCUGUUGCAGGUGGCCUGCCUCCACUAGGAAGGCCUGUUUCUGCUUCCCAGGCAUCUGAUCGAAGAGGAGGAUCUUCCAUGUCUGGUUACAGGAAAGAUGAGUACAAUUGGAGAUAUGAUAGUGAGGAACUUCCAGAUGAUAUAAUUCGAACUUCAUCUGCCUUGGAAAACCUUCAGUUGGAUAGGAAAGCUCGAAAUCUAACUACGUCUUGGCGGCAUGCUGGGGAUGGGAUCAACGAUGACGAUGGUCGGGCUGAGUGAAGACAAUGCUUUACAUUCCUGCACUUGUAUUUUACUCUGUAUUCCACCCCCCGCCCCUUCCCAAUUAAUCCAGUAAUGAUCAGCUAAUGUGGCUAGUAAUUUUAUGUAUGAUUCCACACAUUCUGAUGUGAUUUAGUGCUUGGUUUGAGUGUUGUUUAUCUUUAGUUUCCUUGUUGACCAUUUUUUGUUGUAGAAUUGGCUUUAGCAUUGAAUUUCAUCCUCUGCUUAAACAUUUUUUUAAAGGCUGAUUGAAGUCUGAAACUUCAUGGGAUUGUAAAGGUUGAGAUCUGUCUCCUGAUUGAAAUAUGGAUCUAUUAAGAUGUUUGUUUAA